AGCACGCUGUACCACCUUAUGAGCAGCUGAACGCACACCUGUGGAAGUGGAGCGGCGGGUGAGCCGGGAAAUUGGAUACACCUUUUUCAGGAAACCGGGAUUUUUUAUCGAGUAUCAGCGGCAUCAGCGGAUAAGGUAAAUUCUGAGGCUGAAAAUGGAGUUUUUUAAUAUAAAGUCUUCAGCCGCACUCAUUUAUGAUGAGUUCAUCCAAAAUGCAGACUCUCGGACGGGGACCUGGUUCCUCAUGUCGUCGCCUCUCCCUCAAACGAUCAUCAUCCUGGCAUACAUUUACUUCGUCACGUCUCUGGGGCCUCGGAUAAUGGAGAACCGCAAAGCCUUCGACCUUAAAGGGAUUCUCAUUGUGUACAACUUUGGCGUGGUGGCUCUCUCGCUCUACAUGUGCUACGAGUUUAUGAUGGCAGGAUGGGGAACAGGAUACAGCUUUCGCUGCGACCUGGUCGACUACUCUAAUUCGCCACAAGGUGUGAGGAUGGCAGCAACAUGCUGGCUCUACUACUUCUCCAAGUUCAUUGAGAUGUUGGACACAAUCUUCUUUGUCCUGAGGAAAAAGAACAGCCAGGUGACAUUUCUUCAUGUCUACCAUCACUCCAUCAUGCCCUUCACUGUGGUUGGAGUUCGCUUUUCAGCAGGUGGUCUGUGAACCUUCCACGCCAUGCUGAACUGUGUUGUCCAUGUCAUCAUGUAUCUCAUACUACGCCUGACUGCCAUGGGCCCCAGCUACCAGAAGUACUUGUGGUGAAGAAGUACCGUCACUUCCAUCCAGCUGAUCCAGUUCGUCAUGGUGACCAGCCACAUCUCCCAGUAUUUCUUCAUGAAGGACUGCCCCUACCAGUUCCCGAUCUUUAUCUACAUCAUUGGGCUGUACGCUGAUUUUCCUGUUCCUCUUCUUAACUUCUGGUACCACGCCUACACCAAGGGCAAGAGGCUGCCUAAAGUUCUGCAGGCUCAGACAUGGGCGCACCACUCAACACGGAGUAUGAACGGAAAUGCAAGUCAUGAAAAAGAAGAGUGACCGCCAGGAGCAGGCUCAUCAGGGGGUUUCGGGGUUGACCUCAUUUACGUAAGAAAACCACAGCAGAGUCUGAAAUUCAACCCCAAUUUGUUUUGGGCUGUAAUUUUUGAUUGCAUUUCUACUUACUUUUGCAAAAGACAAUCUUUAAAUUACAACCAAAGCUAUAUUUAAGAGGUUUACUGACCCAAGCUGAAGGGUUUUUUAAUCUUUGUUUACACUGAAGUUAAAGCCUGUCCUUGUUUGGCUGUGGAAGUUUCCAACUAUUCCUCAUUGUACAGUCCGUUAAUUACGUUUUCAAAUGGACUCCAUUCUCUCACUGAUUUAAUUUGCUUCACUUGUAGUACCCUUAGGCCGUACAGUUAUACUGAGCCUCUUCAGAUUUCUUCUGACACAUAAUUUUUUUUACUUUGUGACUUGAUGUUCCCUUUCAAAAGACUUUAGGAAAUCCAGUUCAGCUUAUUUUUUUAAAGUAUGCACAGAAAAGUGAAUAAAUGUAUUUAAUGUGACCUAAAAUUGAUGGUGUUGAAAAUACACAUGCCCUGUUCA
Notolabrus celidotus (New Zealand spotty) is the source of this 1579-nucleotide messenger RNA. It is a transcript of the gene elovl7a, whose product is annotated as ELOVL fatty acid elongase 7a. The record is from RefSeq and is a predicted model, not a curated record. Gene Ontology annotation, molecular function: fatty acid elongase activity. NCBI's taxonomy places the organism in Eukaryota, Metazoa, Chordata, Actinopteri, Labriformes, Labridae. Gene Ontology annotation, cellular component: endoplasmic reticulum membrane. Gene Ontology annotation, biological process: fatty acid elongation, saturated fatty acid; fatty acid elongation, monounsaturated fatty acid; sphingolipid biosynthetic process.